Molecule: messenger RNA, 1636 nt
Organism: Lagenorhynchus albirostris (white-beaked dolphin)
Lineage: Eukaryota; Metazoa; Chordata; Mammalia; Artiodactyla; Delphinidae
Gene: HNMT
Product: histamine N-methyltransferase
Exons: 6
Coding region: 371-1249 (292 amino acids)
Molecular function (GO): N-methyltransferase activity
Source: RefSeq, a predicted model, not a curated record
CUGGGAACUUACUGGCUGGCCCCUGCUGCCAAAACAGGAAGUGAUUUGAAUGUCGUCUGUUUUUAGGACUUUCUGAACUUCCAGAGUUGUAAAACAAAUUUCAGCAGUGAAUUUACUGCUUUGCUUUACUACUCAUUUCUUCUAAAACGCCCGUGCCGGGGUUAAACUCUCAGGGGCAAAGUCCUGUACAAAUAGUCACUUAGUAACGAGCUUUGCAAACCCAGCCUCUCCAGCACAUUAAAUUCAAAGCAGGGCUUUUUUUUUUUUUUUUUUUGGGAUAGAAACUGGUGCGGGUGAAGAGAGAAAGAAGGAACAGGGAAGAGGGAAGUUAGACCUCCCUUCCCUCCUUGUCUUUCUCAGAAAACCAAACAUGGCAUCUUCCAUGAAGAGCUUGUUUUCUGACCACAGCAGAUAUGUUGAAUCUUUCCGGAGGUUUCUCAACAAUUCCACGGAGCAUCAGUGCAUGCAGCAAUUCAUGGACGAGAAGCUGCCGGGCAUAAUAGCAAGGAUUGGAGACACAAAAUCUGAAAUUAAGAUUCUAAGCAUUGGUGGAGGUGCAGGUGAAAUUGAUCUUCAUAUCCUCUCCAAAGUGCAGGCUCAAUACCCAGGAGUUAGUAUCAACACUGAAGUGGUUGAACCAAGUGCUGAACAAAUCUCCAAGUACAAAGAGCUUGUAGCCAAGACAUCAAACCUCGAGAACAUAAAGUUUACUUGGCAUAAGGAGACAUCAUCUGAAUAUCAAAAUAGAAUGAUGGAGAAAAAAGAACUUCAGAAGUGGGACUUUAUUCAUAUGAUCCAGAUGCUGUAUUAUGUAAAAGACAUCCCAGGCACCCUGAAAUUCUUCCAUAGUCUCUUAGCUACCGGUGCUAAGAUUCUCAUUACUCUUGUGUCCGGAACCAGUGGCUGGGACAAGCUAUGGAAAAAGUACGGAUCUCACUUACCCCGGGAUGACCUCUGCCAGUGUGUCACGUCAUCUGACCUCAUGCAGAUGCUGGACAAGUUGGGGAUUAAGUAUGAGUGUUAUGACCUUCUGUCUACCAUGGACAUAUCUGACUGUUUUAUUGAUGGCAAUGAAAAUGGAGACCUGCUUUGGGAUUUUUUGACAGAAACCUGGUACUUUAGUACAACAGCACCACCUGAUCUCAAAGCAGAAAUUAUGAAAGAUCUACAAGAGCCUGAAUUCAGUGUAAAGAAAGAGGGAAGGGUUCUUUUCAAUAACAGUCUGAGUUUCAUAGUGGCUGAGGCAUAAAUGUCCACCAUGAGAAUGUAUUCAAAAACUAUAGUUUGAACAAUUUUGAUCAUUCACUUAUUUGUGCAUUAAAAUUAUAAAUAUAUCUCAUAAUAUAAACAGAGCAUUUUCUCUGAUAUGCAAAAUCUAGAAAAUCCCAAGAUAUUCUUGGACUUCCAUGUGGAAUCAUACAUGACACUGCUGGUCUUAUCCCAUCCCUUCUAUCGGUAAAGAGACUACAUGCUGUCUACACACCACAUAAUCUGGAAAAAUGAGACAACUAAGUUUCACGGGCUUAUUGACAAUAAAACCCUUUCCAUUUGUUGAUUAUAAUGGAAUUUCCUGGAAUACUAAUAAAAUAUGUGCUAUGGAUUUUUAAAAUACUAGUAAAGUAUAUGCUUAUUGAUA